AUGAUUGGAAGAGACGACUUCCACGAGUAUGUUGAUCACUAUGAAAAUGUUGACAAUGUUCAUAACGAUGUUGUGGAUGAUCAUGAUGAUAAUGCUAUGGAGUUUCAUGAUGAUAUAGGCGAUCAUAUAGGUGUGCAAAAUGUUACGAAUACAAUACCUACCUAUGAAGUUCAUGCCCCGUCAUUUCAUGCAAACACUUGGGAUAAUAUAGUUGAUCCUUCAAAUGUUGAGAUACCAUUUGCAUCAAGUUGGGUACGGGGAAUGAAUUUUAGCAAAAGGUUGAUUUUCCCUAAUAAAGAGGUGGUGAAGCAGGCAUUAAUAGUGUACUCUAUGGACAACAAUAGGAGUUAUACAACUGAGUGGUCCAACCAGCAGAGAUUGUGUGUGAAGUGCGUGAAUGAGUCAUGUGCAUGGAAAGUUCAAGCAUUCUCGCAACAGAAACUUAACGGACUAUGGGUCAUCACAGUAUACAACGGACCUCACACUUGUCCAUCAGUUGGGGUGAACAAAGAUGAUCACACUUACAAAAUAAAGGAUCUCCAAAACCUGAUGAAGGAAAGGUUUCAGCACGAAAUAUCGUACUACAAGAUAUGGGAUGCGAAACAAAAGGCCAUUGCAAACAUACAUGGGAAUUGGGAAGAGUCGUACCAAAAGUUACAGAAGUUGUUAUUGGCAUAUAACGAUAGUGAUCCGGUAGACGAGUGUCUUAUCGGUCAAUCAACGGAAACACAUCAGGUACUAUUAUAUUCAAGAAAGUUGUUGAUUGCAAUGGCUACUGAUGCUAACAAUGAGAUUUUUCCACUUGCCUUUGCGGUUGUGGAUGAUGAGACAGGGGCCAGUUGGGGAUGGUUUUUAUCUUGCUUGUGGAAAGCAAUACAACAUGUGGUACCCGAUUCCGGCAUUUGCAUAAUAUCUGACCGACAUAGAGCUAUCGUAUCUUCCAUUGAACAGUGGCCCCAUGAUUAUGUACCGGUAUAUCAUCGAUAUUGCAUUAGACAUGUUGUUAGCAACUUCAACACUCAAUUUAAGGACCCAUUCUUAAAGUCUCUGGCCUUGAAAGCAGGAUAUGCUACUCAAGCUCGCAAACUUGAUAAAAUAAUGGAUUGCCUUAAGGAAGCUGAACUCAAGUUCAGUAAGGAUCUUAGUACUGAGAAAAAGAAGCCGUACUCAUAUCUAAGGAAGGAGGAUUUGGAGAUGUGGACAUUGUCACAUGAUCGUGGACUCCGUUAUGGGGUAAUGACUACCAAUAUGUCGGAGUGUUUCAAUGGAGUUCUAAAAGGUGCACGUGGACUACCAAUAUCUGCAUUGGUUGACUACAUUUGGUGCAAACUUGUCGCCUAUUUCAAUGAUUGGCGCACUAAAAUAUUGGGUGAUAUUGCACAUGGUCAAGAGUUCAGCAGUUAUGCCAUGGAGAUCUAUGAAGCAAAUUACGAGAAAGGCCAAAAACAUUAUGUGAGGCCAUUUCACCAGCAGAACGGUGUAUUUCAAGUUUGCACAAUCUACAAUCCACAAAGAUCUAAAGGGGGAGACCAUAGUCAUGAAGUAAGGUUACAAGAUAACACGUGUACUUGUGGCAAAUGGGAAAUCUAUAAGAUCCCUUGUUCACAUGUAAUUGCAGUUUGUAUCAGGGAACAUAUCAAUGCAAUGAAGUAUAUUGACCCUUGUUAUAGUUUACGAGAACGACUUGCCACUUAUUCACAUGAUUUUUGUGUGCCAAAGGAUAAGUCACUGUGGCGAGAGGUUGUCGGCCCAAAGUUGUACCCUGACCCUGAUAUGUUGCGAGACAAAGGUAGACCUAUGUCAACAAGGAUAAGGAAUGAGAUGGAUUGGAGGGAGAGUCAACCCAAGCAGAAAUGUGGAGUGUGUCAUGUGGAGGGUCAUAACCACAGAAGAUGUUCGAAUGUGAUUCGCCCAUCAACAAGCAGUGAUGUUCCUAACUUGGUAAGCAUGCAUUCAAUUAUCAUAGGUAAAGUAUUUGGCAUGUAUAUUUAG
This is a messenger RNA of Quercus lobata, 1992 nucleotides long. RefSeq lists its product as uncharacterized. Lineage: Eukaryota; Viridiplantae; Streptophyta; Magnoliopsida; Fagales; Fagaceae. The record is from RefSeq and is a predicted model, not a curated record. Gene Ontology annotation, molecular function: zinc ion binding. Bases 1 to 1992 code for a protein of 663 amino acids. The transcript is spliced from 3 exons.